AUGCUGCUGCCUCGUCUACAUCGACUUCCAGGCAGCAUUGCUGUCCUCCUAUCGACCACCACAAUCAUAUAUGGCACAACGGCUUUACAAAUCCCGUUUCAUGAUAGUGUAAAGAAGGAACUCCGUGAUAUACCUAGCAUCGGACUAGGACUCUGGAAUUCCAAGAAUGAGGAUGCGACAAACGCAGUCGAGUCUGCGUUUCGCGCUGGAUACGUACAUUUAGAUGGCGCGGCGGCAUACAGCAACGAGCUAUUCGUCGGAGCCGGUCUAAAUGGCACAUCAGCUCCACCACGACGCAAGUACUGGCUAACCUCGAAAUUAUGGAACGACCAUCAUCAGCCGAAACUUGUGCGCAAGGCUCUCGAACAAACUCUGUCGGACCUCAACACCACGUACCUCGACUUGUAUUUGAUGCACUGGCCGGUCGCAUUUCUACCGGAUCAGUCGCCUGGUCGGAAUGUAUUGGAUCAGGACACCAGUAUCCUUGCGACCUGGCAGGCGAUGGAGGAUCUAGUUCGGAGUAACUUGACGAGGCAUAUCGGCGUAUCCAACUUCAGCCCACGACAGCUGGACGGGUUGUUGAAGGAUGCCAAGAUCAAACCUUAUGCACACGAGUUCGAGACGCACCCAUACUUGCAGCAGCAGGAGUUUGUGGACUGGCAUGUCAAGAACGAUAUCAAGGUCAUUGCUUACUCCCCGUUGGCCAAUUCAAACCCGACUUAUGAUAAGAAAUAUCCCAAGCUGGAUCCCAUUCUGGCAGACCGUUUCUGGACCGAGCUGGCGCUGAAGAAGAACGUCACCGCUGCACAAGCCAUUUUAGGCUGGGGCGUGCAGAGGGGAACCAUUGUGAUUCCCAAGAGUGUCCAUGAGCAAAGGAUUGUCGAGAAUCUUGGCGCUUUGAAUGUGACUUUUAGUAAGAAAGAACUAAGUGAGAUCUCAGAACAGGAUAAGAAGGCGAGGUUCAAUGAUCCUGGCAAGAGCUGGGGUGUGCAACUGUUUGAGGGUCUAGACGAUGGUUCCAGCAGAUUUCUGAUCCAGGAUUUGUCCUAG
Messenger RNA from Exophiala bonariae, 1050 nucleotides. RefSeq lists its product as uncharacterized. The transcript has 3 exons. Gene Ontology annotation, cellular component: cytosol. Lineage: Eukaryota; Fungi; Ascomycota; Eurotiomycetes; Chaetothyriales; Herpotrichiellaceae. The coding region runs from base 1 to 1050 and encodes 349 amino acids. Gene Ontology annotation, molecular function: aldose reductase (NADPH) activity. The record is from RefSeq and is a predicted model, not a curated record.